Molecule: messenger RNA, 2158 nt
Organism: Rhinolophus ferrumequinum (greater horseshoe bat)
Lineage: Eukaryota; Metazoa; Chordata; Mammalia; Chiroptera; Rhinolophidae
Gene: CHRNE
Product: cholinergic receptor nicotinic epsilon subunit
Exons: 12
Coding region: 29-1501 (490 amino acids)
Biological process (GO): monoatomic ion transmembrane transport; regulation of membrane potential; chemical synaptic transmission
Cellular component (GO): neuron projection; synapse; postsynaptic membrane
Molecular function (GO): acetylcholine-gated monoatomic cation-selective channel activity; transmembrane signaling receptor activity
Source: RefSeq, a predicted model, not a curated record
AGAAUAGCCCUGAGGACCAGACAGCAGGAUGGCAGGAGCUCUGCUCAGCGUCCUGUUCCUCUUGCAGCUCCUGGGCGGAAGUGAGGGGAAUGAGGAGUUGCGGCUUUAUCACCAUCUCUUUGACAACUAUGACCCAGGACGCCGGCCAGUGAGGGGGCCUGAGGAUACUGUCACCAUCAGCCUCAAGGUCACCCUGACCAACCUCAUCUCACUGAAUGAGAAAGAGGAGACCCUCACUACCAGCGUCUGGAUUGGAAUCGAUUGGCAGGAUUACCGACUCAACUACAGCAAGGACGACUUUGGGGGCGUACAAACCCUGCGGGUUCCUGCAGAACUCGUGUGGCUACCAGAGAUUGUGCUGGAAAACAAUAUUGACGGCCAGUUCGGCGUGGCCUACGACGCCAACGUGCUGGUCUACGAGGGUGGCUCCGUGACUUGGUUACCCCCGGCUAUCUACCGCAGCACCUGCGCCGUGGAAGUUACCUACUUCCCCUUCGACUGGCAGAACUGCUCGCUCGUUUUCCGCUCUCAGACGUACAAUGCCGAAGAGGUGGCGUUCGUCUUUGCUGUGGACGAUGACGGCGAGACCAUUAGCAAGAUCGAUAUCGACACCGAGGCCUAUACUGAGAACGGGGAAUGGGCCAUUGACUUUUGCCCCGGUGUGAUCCGUCGCCACGACGGUGUCUCCCCUGAUGGUCCAGGGGACACUGACAUCAUCUACACGCUCAUCAUUCGCCGGAAGCCGCUCUUCUACGUCAUUAACAUCAUCGUGCCCUGCGUGCUCAUCUCAGGCCUGGUGCUGCUCGCCUACUUCCUGCCAGCGCAGGCUGGCGGACAGAAAUGCACCGUCUCCAUCAACGUCCUGCUCGCCCAGACUGUCUUCUUGUUCCUGAUUGCGCAGAAAAUCCCAGAGACGUCUCUGAGCGUGCCGCUGCUGGGCAGGUAUCUCAUUUUCGUCAUGGUGGUUGCCACGCUUAUUGUUAUGAAUUGCGUCAUCGUGCUCAACGUGUCUUUACGGACGCCGACCACCCACGCCACGUCCCCGCGACUGCGCCACGUCUUGUUGGAUUUGCUGCCGCGGCUUCUGGGCUCAGGCGCUCCCCCCGACACCCCUCGCGCCGCCUCGCCCCCUAGACGGGCGUCGUCGGUGGGUAUACUGCUCCGUGCGGAGGAGCUGAUACUGAAAAAGCCGCGGAGUGAGCUGGUGUUUGAGGGACAGAGGCACCGGCACGGGACCUGGACUGCCGCCCUCUGCCAGAGCCUGGGCGCCGCCGCCCCCGAAAUCCGCUGCUGUGUGGAUGCCAUAAACUUCGUGGCCGAGAGCACCCGAGACCAGGAGGCCACUGGCGAGGAGAUUUCCGACUGGCUGCGCAUGGGGAAGGCCCUUGACAACAUCUGCUUCUGGGCCGCUCUGGUGCUCUUCAGUGUGGGCUCCAGCCUCAUCUUCCUCGGGGGCUACUUAAACCAAGUGCCCGAACUGCCCUACCCGCCGUGUAUGUAGACCGGAGCCUGUGGCCACAUUGACUUCAACUUUCCACCUACUCCACGAGGAAGUAGGUUUUGAAAACAAGCUGCUGCCACUGCUAUGUUAUGAUCCUUUCCCACUGCCGAUAAUAAAGCAGUAGUUUGUAAACACGUGUGUGCACAAAUGUGUAGGUCUGACCACCGCACAGGGAUCAGAAAGAGGGCAGAUGGCUCAUGCAGGCUCUUGGGUGCCAAUCCUCUGCAAAGUAAGGACCACCCUUGAUUCAGCCUUGAUUUCUCAGUUUUGCUCAGGCCCCAGACCCAUGGGACCCUCUAGCCCUAUGAGCUUCCAACUCUAUUUGAUAGCCGCACAGGAGAUCCCUUUGCAGGACUGGCACUUAGGGAGUUCUGGAGCCAGGAAGCCAGGUCCCUCUCUGGCCUGGCCCUGCUGGAGUGGGCAGGAACCAAAUGCCCUCAGCACAGGUCCUCCACAGGUCCACAGGUUUAAAGCUGAGGGUGCCCUGGCCCUCCUUCAGUUAUUUCUUCUAGGUUUUCUUGACUGAGCUCUGCCCACCUCCCGGCCCCCAGACUCACUCAUUGCAGAUUCCAGCCCCACCCCCAACCUCCGGCCCCUUCAUCCCAACUCUGCUGGCUUGCCCUGGUUAGUAUCCAGGACUGUGAAAGGAAACAGAAU